Messenger RNA from Danio rerio (zebrafish), 2189 nucleotides. It is a transcript of the gene cyp1c2, whose product is annotated as cytochrome P450, family 1, subfamily C, polypeptide 2. Gene Ontology annotation, cellular component: endoplasmic reticulum membrane; membrane. NCBI's taxonomy places the organism in Eukaryota, Metazoa, Chordata, Actinopteri, Cypriniformes, Danionidae. The record is from RefSeq and is marked provisional. Gene Ontology annotation, molecular function: heme binding; oxidoreductase activity, acting on paired donors, with incorporation or reduction of molecular oxygen; monooxygenase activity. Gene Ontology annotation, biological process: steroid biosynthetic process.
AUUUGGUCAUCUUUGGACAGACACCGCAGCUCUGUUAAAAAAAAACCUGAGCCAUCCUCCGGUAAACCUCCAACUGAAGAGGGCAGAAAACAGCAGGGCGUUGAGGCUCGUUUUUAAGAUGGGGAGUUAUUAAUACAAACGUUGUUUAUGCUAAAUUAACUAUUGGGAUAGCAUGGCGCAGUCGGAUUCAGAGUUCAGCAUCCUCAAGGAAUGGAGCGGACAAAUUCAGCCGGCGCUCAUUGCAUCGUUCAUCAUCCUCUGCUGUCUGGAGGCUUGUUUUUGGGUUAGAAAUAUCACUCUUAAAAAAAAGAGACUUCCGGGACCCUUUGCUUGGCCGCUUGUUGGAAACGCCAUGCAGCUCGGACAAAUGCCACACAUCACCUUCUCAAAACUGGCAAAGAAGUACGGAAACGUCUACCAGAUCAGACUGGGCAGCAGCGAUAUUGUGGUUCUGAAUGGAGAGUCUGCCAUACGCAGCGCAUUGCUUCAACACAGCACUGAAUUUGCAGGAAGACCCAACUUUGUGUCAUUUCAAUACGUUUCCGGCGGGACCAGCAUGACGUUUGCCAGUUAUAGCAAGCAAUGGAAGAUGCACCGAAAAAUCGCUCAAUCCACCAUUCGCGCGUUCUCAAGUGCAAACAGCCAAACGAAGAAAUCCUUCGAAAAGCAUAUUGUCGCUGAAGCUGUGGAUCUAGUGGAAACAUUUCUAAAGAUCCAACAUUUCAAUCCCUCACAUGAACUCACGGUGGCAGCGGCUAAUAUAAUCUGCGCUCUGUGUUUCGGGAAGCGCUACGGACAUGAUGAUCUCGAAUUCAGGACUCUCUUAGGAAACGUGAAUAAGUUUAGCGAAACAGUGGGAGCUGGAAGUCUGGUGGACGUCAUGCCUUGGCUGCAAACGUUCCCCAAUCCCAUAAGAAGCAUUUUUCAGAGCUUCAAAGAUCUUAAUAGUGACUUUUUCUCCUUUGUUAAGGGUAAAGUGGUGGAGCACAGACUAAGCUACGAUCCUGAGGUGAUUAGAGACAUGAGUGAUGCGUUUAUUGGUGUAAUGGAUCAUGCAGAUGAGGAAACGGGUUUGACUGAGGCUCAUACUGAAGGCACGGUGUCUGAUUUGAUUGGUGCAGGUUUGGACACUGUUUCCACUGCGCUUAAUUGGAUGCUUCUGCUGCUUGUUAAAUAUCCAUCAAUUCAGAGCAAACUUCAAGAGCAGAUUGAUAAGGUUGUGGGUCGUGACAGACUCCCGUCAAUAGAAGAUAGAUGCAAUCUGGCCUAUCUGGAUGCAUUCAUCUACGAAACCAUGCGCUUCACCAGUUUCGUCCCCGUCACCAUCCCGCACUCCACCACCUCAGACGUCACCAUUGAAGGUCUCCACAUCCCCAAAGACACCGUGGUCUUCAUCAACCAAUGGUCGGUCAACCACGACCCUCAAAAGUGGAGCGAUCCGCACAUCUUCAACCCGUCCAGAUUCCUGGAUGAGAACGGCGCUCUGGAUAAAGACCUGACCAACAGCGUGAUGAUCUUCUCCAUUGGGAGGAGGAGAUGCAUUGGCGAUCAAAUCGCAAAAGUGGAAGUUUUCCUGAUUUCUGCCAUUUUGAUCCACCAGCUGACUUUCGAGAGCGACCCAUCACAGGACUUGACUUUAAACUGCUCGUAUGGUUUAACACUGAAGCCAUUCGAUUAUAAAAUCUCUGCCAAACCCAGGGGAAGCAUUGUAAAUUGAGCAUUAAUUAAUUUGUGCUGUCUAACCCACUGCCUAUGAUCUACUACACUAUGCAGAGUCAGGUAUGGGCUUUAUAUGAAACAUAGUAAAAGCAUUAAGGUACUGUAGAUUAUACAUAUAGUCCACCAUGUAGUUAAUAAUAAAGUGUGAGUGUAACUAAAUCAAAAUAAAUAACCUAAAUAGAAACAAAAUUGGCAUCAUGAGCAGUUCAUUGAACUUAGAGACAAUCAUUGUGCAUUAUGCAUUUGGCAAUCUACAGUCAAGAUCAAAAUUAUUCAUACCUCAGGCAAAUUCUGACUUAAAGUUGAGCUCAAAUGUAAAUAAAAUCUGAGAAAUAUUUGGUCGCACUUUAUAUUAAGUGGCCUUAACAAAUAUGUACUAACACAGGAAUUAAUAGUUUGUUACAAUGUACUUAUUGUGUAAAUGCAUGUAUUUACUGUGUACUUAUGCUUGAUUAAAUACAUGUAUGUAA